Didymodactylos carnosus is the source of this 1284-nucleotide messenger RNA. NCBI's taxonomy places the organism in Eukaryota, Metazoa, Rotifera, Eurotatoria, Philodinida, Philodinidae. The record is from the annotation of a GenBank genome assembly.
AUGGCAAAAAUUCGUCGUUCUCUUCUCAUAUUGUGGAUACGUUCAUCCAUCCCAUUAUGGGUAUUAAUUUUACUGAUUGCGCUCAUCUAUUUAGGUGGUGUUGCCAACCCCAAUCAUUACACACGAAAUUUGGACGUACUCAUUGUUGAUUCUGAUCAACAACUGGUUGGACAGUACUUCACUCGUGCGUUUCAACAAUCGAAUCUAGGAAAUCAAACACUGCACUGGAUUUACGGACAAUCAAUGUCGAUUGAACAGGUGAUACAGGAAGUUCUUCGGGGUAAGGUGUGGGCGGCUGUGUAUUUAUCUGCUGGAGUAACUGAGCAAGUUAAUUAUGUAAUACAUUCAAUUUUAAAUGCCAAGUCAUCCAUCGUAAAUCCUAUAACCUACGAUCCAGUGAAUACCGUGACAAUUGUGUAUGAAGAAGGUAGGAAUGCGGCUACAUACAACGGAUGGAUUUUACCACCUAUUCGCACUGUUCUUCAAACGUUGAGCAAUCAAAUCUCAGCUUAUAUUCAAUCUGAUAUAGCACAGUCAUCGAAUACAUUUAAUCUCUAUACUCAACUGUCGUUAAUUCAGUUGGCCGAUAUCACCACAUCACCCAUUCAGUAUACUCUCAUGAAUAUUCAUCCGGCAUCUCCCUAUGUCAGUCAGCUAGGUACCACACUCGGAUAUCUAUUUCUGUGGCUACUCAUGGUGACAUUGGUAGGUGCAAACGUCAAAAUCACACGACCAAUGGCUGGCAAAAUUAAAAUUAUUCACAUUGUUAUCUUUCGCACGCUCAAUAUUAUUCUCAAUAGUCUUGUCAUCUCCCUGAUCUAUUCCCUGUGUGUGUUGUGGUUCGCACGGAUACAUUCUCACAUCCAAUUUGUCCGCUUAUGGCUAUUCAACUGGUUGUGUGCCGCUACAUUUUCCAUUAUCAUAGGUUUAUUUACAAUUAAUUUAGGCGCCUUAGCACAGUUUUUUCUCACUGUCUUUUUGAUUACCAAUCUAUCGGCAUCCACAAAUACUAUCGCCAUUGAAUUACAACCACGAUUUUAUCGUGUUGGUUAUGGACUACCAUUGUAUCAUGCCGUCAAUGGGGGACGACAUUUACUGGUUGGAUCACAUUCACAUUUUGGUGUUGAUAUCGCCACAUUAUUCGCCUAUUAUUUUGCAUGCUUAUUCUUCACUCUUCUCUCGGGUAUCUAUCGAAUGAGAAAACAGGAACAAGAAGUGAAAAAAAAGGCGUUGGAAAAGAUCUUAUCUUCAAAGUCGAAAAGAAAUAAAAAGUUUUUCACGUGA